ACAUCAAAGGUGAAAACCUAACCUAAGAUAUAAAUAUUUAUAAUUGAUUAAAUUUUGAAAGGAAAUUGACGACUUUAAAUUAGUAGAAUUGCUUAGAAGGCAUAAUGUCAAAUAAGUGCCUACAAAGAAAUAAGCAUGUUAAAAGUAUUAUACUCCAAAAUAAAUUUAUUUAUAUUCAGCUGAUGUCUGUGAAUAGUAUGUGGUGUUUGUUAUUGUAUUUUAAAUUACUACAAAGAAUUUUCGCGUCGUAAAGACGUCUGCAGUUUCUUUUGAUUUUGUAAAUUGAAAUUUACACAUAGGUAUUCUUAAAACUUGCAAAUGCGCUAGUCCACAUAUGCGGUCGAUCUUCGAUCGAUAUGAAGAUCCAUAUCAGAGCCACCGUUUCGACGAGAUGCUUAUGGCUUGUGCUUCAGUUCAGGUGGCAAGUGGAGAUGAUUUCCCUUCUUUGAUAUGCGAAAUAUGUGUGGAACAAUUGGUAAAAGCUUAUUUUUUCAAAAAACAAGUGGAACAAGUAGAUGAUGAUUUAAAAAAGCACGCAAAAUUUUUGGAAGAACUAGAAAACUUCCCAUUUACAGAUUCAUUUGAUAUUCUUGAUGCUUUUUUGAAUGAACCAGCUACAAAUGAUGCUAUCACUGGGGAAGCUAUACCUCAUGAAGAACUUGGAAUUGACUUUGAUCUGCAAAGUAUAAACAUCAAUGAAAUACUCUCUGAGUUUGAGAAAUUUGAUAAAACGUUUUCUACAGUGGAGAAUCAACAAUUCGACAAAGCUCUUCACACACGAGAAAUAUUUCAAAAUGAUCAGUGUGUUGAAGAAUUUACAAGUAUUGAAGAACCACAACGCCAUGAACAAUCUCACACAAUUGUUUAUGUUUGCAAAAUUUGCAGACAAACUUUGGAAAGAAAGGAACAUUUGAAAUUUCACAUGCUAACACAUUUAACAGAGGGAAUGUUCUCAGAAGUAAGGGAUUGCUUUGAACUACAAGAAGUAGAGGUUACUGCAAUAAUAGGAAGUGAUAAAGAAAAGGCCGCAGGUGAAAUUUCCAGUCAAAAAGAAAGUAAUCACAAUGAUGGAUUUAUUGAGGUUGGAGAUAUUGUGAAUAUUAGCGAUAAAGUUGUAGAAUGUGAUAAAAAUAGAAAAGAUAUUGAGAAUGGAGAAGAAGAAAAUAAUGAAGAUGGAAGAAGAGUUGAUUUGUAUCAAGGCCAAAAAAGUGUUGAAGAAGAACAAGCUUUAAUUAACGAAUAUGAGUAUAUUGAAAAUAAUGUAGUUGAUGAUAUACAGGAAACCCAAAAAAGUGUUGAAGAAGAACAAGUUUCAAUUAAUGAGGAUGUGUAUACUGAAAAUAAUGUAGUUGAUGAUAUACGGGAAAACCAAAAAAAUUUUAAACUUGAAGAAAAAUUGUCAAUUAACGAAGAUGAGUAUAUUGAGAAUAAUGAGGUUGAUGAUGUGUGGGAACGCCAAAUGAGUAUUGAAAUUGAAGAAGACAAAUUGUCAAUUAACGAAGAAGAGUAUAUUGAAAAUAUUAAAAUUGAAGUUGAAGGUUGUGGCUCAGAGAAUAACUGUGAUUCUGAUAAAGCAAAUAAUGAUUUGGAUUAUCUUCAUCAAAAGAAGGCAUCGCCACUUGUCAAACAUCAAAGAGAAAAUGUUGACUCUCAUCCUAAACCAAUCAAUAUAAAUGUAGGAACAAGUAGAAGUCAUGAAAUGGUAAAAAGAAGAGAAGUGACAAAAAAAAAUACAAGAAAUAGAAAUUUUCCAUGUCCGGUUUGCAAUGAAAUGUUUAAUUCCAUGACUAAAUUGGAUCGUCAUGUAAAAAUUAGUCACAAAGGAACCAAGAUAUACGAAUGUAAUUCAUGCAAUAAAGCGUUCUCCAGAUUUGAUCAUCUAAACAGACACACUGUUUCGCAUUCAACUAUUAAACCGUUCCAUUGCACCAUGUGUCUCAAAAAUUUUAGCAGGAGUGAUUCUUUUAAACUACAUCAGAAGCAGCAUGAGCUGUGUAAUGAAAUUUCUUGUAAAAUAUGCAAAGGAACUUUCUUGUCUAAAUUUCUAUUGAUUGAACAUAUGAAAACCCACCAAGGUCAUUCCAAGAACUUUCUGUGUUUUGUAUGUGGAAAAACAUUUUCCAGAAAAGAUAAUUUGCAUACACACUUGAAACGUCAUAGAGGAGAGAAAACAUUUAAAUGUGAAUAUUGUAAAAAAGGUUUCAUAAGAUUAAGUGAGCUGAAUAUUCAUAAAAAAUACCAUACUGGCGAAAAGAACUAUUUAUGUCCAUUUUGUGGUAAAGGAUUCGUAAGACUGUAUAAUCUUACUGUUCAUAUGAGAACACAUACUGAUAAAGAAUCAUACCAGUGUGAUGCUGCCAUUGCUCAUAUUAAGGAUCUUAAGAAGCACAAACUACUCCACAGUCACGAGAGAUACAAAUGUAAAUUAUGUACUGAAGGUUUCAACAAGGCUAUAUUGUUGACACGACAUGUGAGAACUGUACAUGCUCAGUUGCAAUCAAAAUCGGGUUAAUGCAGCAAGAGGAAAAUGUUGGUGGUAUCACAUUUUUGUAGUUUAAUUUUUUACUUUUAGGAGUUUUGUGUUGUUCACUAUUUAUUUGUUAAAUUUGUUCAGAUUUGCAAUAAAAGAAUAUCUUCUUUGAAAA
Diorhabda carinulata is the source of this 2645-nucleotide messenger RNA. RefSeq names its product zinc finger protein ZFP2-like. Gene Ontology annotation, molecular function: zinc ion binding. Bases 335 to 2512 code for a protein of 725 amino acids. The record is from RefSeq and is a predicted model, not a curated record. Lineage: Eukaryota; Metazoa; Arthropoda; Insecta; Coleoptera; Chrysomelidae. Gene Ontology annotation, cellular component: nucleus. The transcript has 13 exons.